Molecule: messenger RNA, 3516 nt
Organism: Ictalurus punctatus (channel catfish)
Lineage: Eukaryota; Metazoa; Chordata; Actinopteri; Siluriformes; Ictaluridae
Gene: pnp6
Product: purine nucleoside phosphorylase 6
Exons: 6
Coding region: 342-1202 (286 amino acids)
Biological process (GO): nucleoside metabolic process
Cellular component (GO): cytoplasm
Molecular function (GO): purine-nucleoside phosphorylase activity
Source: RefSeq, a predicted model, not a curated record
GCUAUAGUAGCCAGCAAUCAAUAGCAUUAUAAAACACUGAGGUAACCGGAAAACAGUUUAUUCACUUGCGAGCCCUGAUAAACUCUCCCUGUCUGUUUCCCAGUUCUCAUUGCGCCCUGCCUCCGGGUCAGUCUGUUAGUAAACUAGAUUAACACUGCGACCCACUUUUUUUUUAAAGAAGCCGCCGUUCUCUGCGACUCCACCUCUAUCACGCCAUCCCUCGGGAGUUUGGUAUGUGUGACCCGUCGCUUGGUUACAUUUAAUCCACCCCGUAACCGAAAUUGUGAAGUCCUUCCUCUCUCUAAACGUUUCGGUGAUUCCGCACCACAGCCGCUCCGGACAUGUCCGCAUCCAGCCAGUGCAGGUACAAAUAUGAGGCAUACAAAGAGACAGCAGACUGGCUGCUGACUCACACAAAUAUCCGGCCAACAGUAGCUAUUAUCUGUGGAUCAGGUCUUGGUGGCUUGUCAGACCUGCUGAACAACAGGAUUGUGUUUCCUUAUAAGGACAUCCCACAUUUCCCACACAGUACAGUAGCAGGACAUGCAGGUCACCUGGUGUUUGGGGAGCUGAAAGGAAAGCAAUGUGUUUGCAUGCAAGGCCGCUUUCACUUCUACGAGGGCUAUGACACUGCCAUGGUCACAUACCCAGUACGUGUCUUCUUUCUUCUUGGAGUUGAGACUUUGAUUGUCACAAAUGCUGCAGGAGGGUUAAACUCCAAUUUUAAGUUGGGAGACAUUAUGAUCAUCAAGGACCACAUCAAUAUUCCUGGAUUUGCAGGUCAGAAUCCUCUGUGUGGCCCAAAUGAUGAGAGGUUUGGCGUACGCUUUCCCUGCAUGUCAGAUGCAUAUGAUAAAGGCUUGGCCCAGCUGGCCAGGCAGAUAGCAGAGGAGCAGGGCUGUGCUAAUUUCCUACAACAGGGAGUCUACUGUAUGUUGGCUGGACCUACCUACGAGACCAUUGCUGAGUGUAAAAUGCUUCAGUUACUGGGGGCAGAUGCAGUAGGAAUGAGCACAGUACCCGAGGUGGUGGUGGCACGUCACUGUGGCCUGCGCGUCUUUGGCCUCUCCCUCAUCACCAACAAAGUGGUGUCUGACUACAACAGUGAGGAGCGCGCCAACCAUGAGGAGGUUCUUGAGACCACACGCAUGCGUACUCAAGAUCUUCAGCGCUUGGUCAGCCAUCUCAUGGAAAAGAUUUAAAGUCAUGCUUCCUGGUGCUCAAGCAACUCAAGCUAACUAAUACUAAAGCUGACAUAACCAAAAUAAUGUCUAAAAUGCCACAAUGAAAUUAAUGCACUAAUAACAGAUUUAGACAUUAUUAUUAUUAAAAUAUUAAAGAGUCAUUUAUAAUAGCAUUUUAUUUAGACAAAUACACUAGCAAUCUGACACGUAAUGAUUUUAUCCCAGCAAUAUUAAGAUUAUGUAGACAAAUAUAUUUGAAAAAUGAUAUAUCUACAGGUAACUUACAUUAAUUACUGUACAUGAUUGACACACUUUUAAUGACUCUUCACUGUGAAACCUGCACUCACUUAAAUUACCAUCUGCAGUCUACAUUAAAUAAUAAGAACACAAGCCAGGGAGGGUGUCUCUGGAGACCACAGACUGUGGGUGUUAAUUUAACAGUGGUGGAUGUGAACAGCAUGUGUUAUGUACAUGUGUUUGUGUAUAACAAGUGGCUUAUUCUGCUUUAUUUUAUAGUAUACUCACCUCGUCAUACAAAUCGUGUCAGCCAUGUCAAUCGUUAAGUAGACAUUUAUAAAGAUGCCAUUACAACUACAGUAAGCUGACUGACACUAUAUCUAUUCAAAACCCAUAGGCACAGGCAUAGUCUGUGGCAUAGUCAAACUAGGCAGUCGCCUAGGGUGCCACCAGCUUGGGGGCACCGAUGAGUGCCCCAACACUCCUGCCCCCACCCAACUCACCCACCCACAAAAAAGAGAGUACCUGGCCUGGGCAUUUGGGGCUGUAGUCUCAAAGAAUUUUUCUUUAGCCCCGAAUAAUUCAGUAGUGAAUAAUACACGUAGUGAGCAGGUUGUCACUACAUAACUGAACAUCAAUUAAAGAAGACCAAAGUGUUGUAAUUUUUCAUCUUCAGUAAAUGAAGUGUUGUAUUUUAUCUUCACUGAACGGAGGUAAGACCACUCAGACAGGGUUUACAGGAAAAUAUAUGGAAAUACUUGUGUCUUAUUGCUAACAGUUCUCAAUUCUGCCAAACGCUAGCUCGCACAGAGGGGAAAGUGGAUAUACACCAAUUUUUAUUGAUUUAUUUUUAACCAGUUAAAUGGAUUGAAACUGAAACAUUAAUAUUCUCCUCUGCUGAUGAGGAAAACAUGGUGUGUAAAUGUCUAUAUGAGUUCCAAGUUACGUGAACAGGAUAUGAGCAGAGCACAAGGACAGAUGACAUACUUUUUACUACCUGUACCAAUUUAAUUCCUGUACCAUUGAGAUGAGAAUUGUCCAAGUAGGUCCAUCAGCAAGGUUUUUACAAACAGAUUAUGAAAGUUUACUCAUUCACUUUGAGUAGUUUUCAACUCUCAUUCACAAAAUUAUGGGAACGUUAAGAGAACAUUAGGGGAAGGUCCUGAAAACCUAAAAACAUCUUUCAAUUUCCAUAAAGAAAACUUUCCAGUCUAACAAAAAACAAACCUUAAAAAUGUAUGUUCUGGGAACGGCCCUGCAUAGCCAAUAUCCAUGUAUUCAAUCCAAAUCCUCCACCUCAUUAUUCUGAAGCCAAAUAACAAAUAUACAAACAUAAGGUACUUGAUUUUUUUAGUAUUCACACAAUACAAAAAUAUAUAUUUUAUCCUAACAAACACAUUAAGGUAGUUUUGAAACACUGAGUUGUGAGUAGGUCAUAUCCAGUUAAUUACUAAAGAAGACAUUAUGUGAAUGCCUGUGAAAAAAGUAUUGAAAACAAAAGUGUCCAUAAAUUAUAUUUUACAGUAUGCUACUAAGCACAGUGAUACUAGAAUAACUAAAUAACUGCAAUGAUUUAUAAUCCCACUAUGCGAUGUCACAUGGAAGAGGAUGGAUUACUAUUUGAAUCAGUGUCCUGCCAUGGUUACUUAAUCGUGCUGUCUCUGGGAGUUUUCCUUGCUACUGUCACUACAUAUCUUUUGUGAAAAGCACUAUACAAAUAAAGUUUAAUUGAACUGAAUCAUUUUAAGGCAGAUUUGAGCAGACAGUGUUUAGACUAAACGUAUUGAUUUAAAAUGAACAAAUUACAAAGUAUUUCACACUUGUGACUGUUACUGACCAGAGAGGGUGAAGACUAACAUAUGCUUCCUCUCAAAUUCUGCUCAUUUCUUUUUUGACACUAAAUGAUCUGCUUUAGUAUUUAAUUGGAAAAUUGUGUCUGAUUUUGCGUAAUUGUAAAAAUGUAUCAGAAAUGCUCAACAUGUAUAAAGGUGCCAUGCGUUCUCAAUUUUUCUCUAUUAAAAUGUAUUAAUAUUCCAUUAAACAUAAGCACAUCAGUGUAAACAUAACUUCUAAAUAAAUAUAUGGAAAAAUUAAA